This is a messenger RNA of Alosa alosa (allis shad), 5031 nucleotides long. RefSeq names its product Rho GTPase activating protein 17a (gene arhgap17a). Gene Ontology annotation, molecular function: GTPase activator activity; protein binding. The record is from RefSeq and is a predicted model, not a curated record. Gene Ontology annotation, cellular component: intracellular anatomical structure; cytosol; cytoplasm. Gene Ontology annotation, biological process: signal transduction; positive regulation of GTPase activity; regulation of Rac protein signal transduction. Lineage: Eukaryota; Metazoa; Chordata; Actinopteri; Clupeiformes; Clupeidae.
UCACUCGUCGACACAGAACAUGUCCAGUCUCGCAGAAAAGUCCUUUAGAAUACAGUCACCAUCACAAGAUAUUAAAUUAUCUCUUCAGGAAAAGGCAGCUCGGCUAUCUCAAAAUUGUGUGUAAAUUAUUAUUGAUAAACAAGUAUUUUUAUGGAUCUAAUAUAAUCUCAUAAACAGACAACUUGAUAUGUUUCUGCCAUUAUGAUGUCUCAGCAGAAUCAAAAUGAUUCCCAUGGCAAUUCUCAGAUGGUGGAAUGACCUGAUUGUAAUAAUUAGGCCAUGUCGGCCUACUGAGUUGCAUUUCUAAAAAGAUCUAGGACACACUUACGAGAUCCAAAGGCAUCUUUCAUAUGACUGUAAAAUCAACUACAUUGUCUAUGAUCAACCGUCCCUAAUAAAAAAAACUUUUGAAAUAGGUUGUACUUCGUGAGUGUGUGUAGUCUCGAUUACAACCCAUUACUUUCACUACGAAACAUCGUUAAUUUAAAGGCAUGUGUUAACAUAAUUAGUUAAAAACGUCUAACUCUCACAUUUCGGACUGCCCUGUAACAGCAGUUCUUUUUAACUACCCACAACAGUCAGUGAGGGAGGUGGAUGCUACGUAUACUUCCUGCAUGCAUACGCCAUCAGCUUUGUACUCUGCGGUGAGGUAGGAAUUGUUGGGAGAAAGGGCGAUUUGUUUAAGUAAAUUAGCCGGCCAAUUCACUGCAUGGACGGACGAAUCGGCCACAAGUACUUUCUAUUAGUAGAAUACGGAUUAAUUAAAAUUAUUUGAGGAACAGAUAAUUUAACGGGGAGCACGACAUGAAUAAUCCCGACGAUGUCAUCCAGAUAACUUUUUUCAUCGUUUCUUGUUCGCUAGCUUGAAGUAGGCUAAGCUAAUUAUCGGAAAAGUUUAAUGUGAUUAGCUAGCUAGCUACCUGCACACCUUCACGAUCAAUCAAAUGAUUCCCUGCUGAUGAGGCAUUUUGCUGCGGAGUCUUUUUCAGUUUUUCACUGGGUGUAAUCGACCGUGGGACUCAAAAUGAAGAAACAGUUCAAUCGGAUGAAACAACUGGCCAACCAAACAGUUGGAAGGGCUGAGAAAACAGAAGUUCUAAGUGAUGACCUUUUACAGAUCGAGCGACGUAUGGAAAUGGUGCGUGUGGUGUCCCACAACAUGCACAAGAGGAUGGUCUCGUGUUUACAGGGGCACAUCGGCACUGACGGCGAAAAGAGACAUAAAAAGCUCCCAUUAUUCGCCCUCUCACAGUCCAUGCAGGAUGGGGGUGGGCAGCUGGGGGAGGAGUCACUCAUAGGGAAAAUGAUGGAGGUCUGUGGGGAUGCUGAGAACCGGUUAGCCUCAGAGCUAAUGCAGCAUGAGGUGCAAAUUGAGAAGGAUAUUUUAGACCCUCUCAGUCAGUUAGCAGAGGUGGACAUUCCCAACAUCCUGAAGCAGAGGAAGCAGUUGGCCAAGCUGGUAUUGGACUACGACUCAGCAAAAGCAAGGUGGUUGCAGGCAACCAAGUCAAUAAUCUCAGGAACAAACACUCAAGCGCUUACAGCCAAGGCUGAUUCACUCAAAGAAGAGGUGGAUGAAGCUAUGAACAAAGUUGAGCAGUGCAAGGACCAACUUGCUGCAGAUAUGUACAACUUCUCUUCAAAGGAGGGAGAUUAUGCGCGAUAUUAUGUGUUGCUAUUAGAAGCACAAGCAGAUUACCACCGCAGAUCACUUACCGUGCUUGAGAGUGUUCUGCCUACCAUCCAAGCACAGCAAGACUCCUGGACUGAGAAGCCAGCCUUUGGAACGGGCUUAGAUGAGCACUUAAAGAGGAGUAACCGAGAAAUCGCCCUACCCAUGGAGGCUUGUGUGAUGAUGCUGCUGGAGACGGGCAUGAAGGAGGAGGGCCUCUUCCGGAUUGCUGCUGGGGCUUCGAAGCUGAAGAAGUUGAAGGCUGCUCUGGACUGUUCCACAUCUCAGCUGGAGGAGUUCUACUCCGAUCCCCACGCUGUUGCUGGUGCUUUGAAGUCCUACCUGAGAGAACUGCCAGAGCCACUAAUGACCUAUCAGCUGUAUGAUGAGUGGAUCCAAGCAUCCAAUGUGUCUGAUCCUGACAAAAGACUGCAAGCACUAUGGGUGGUGUGUGAUCAAUUACCAAAGAACAACAAAGCUAACUUUAGGUACCUGGUAAAGUUUCUUGCGAAGCUGGCUCAAGACAGUGAGAUCAACAAGAUGACCCCUAGCAACAUAGCUAUUGUCCUGGGACCCAAUUUACUGUGGGCCAAAACUGAAGGGAGUCUGGCAGAAAUGGCUGCAGCGACUUCAGUCCAUGUGGUGACCAUCAUUGAACCCAUCAUUCAGCAUGCAGACUGGUUCUUCCCUGAUGAGGUGGACUUCAAUGUAUCAGGGAUGUUUACUAUGCCAACACCGAUUACAAACCACGUCAACCACCUGACCACUCCAGACUACGACUGUGGCACCAUAGAAAGGAAAAGGCCGAGUAGUAUGGUGGGACCAGAUUCAGAUAUUCCUCGCAGAGACAGUGCCGCUAACAAAUUACUGGACCACAUUCCGCGUAGAGGCAAUACUCUAACUAGAAAGCAGCACGCUUCGCCUGCCUUCCAGCCCCCUCUGCCUCCAGUGGAGGUGGCGGGGGCUGCGGUGGGGCAGCCUGCCGCCGAGCUCCAACCCCAACUGCCUGUGCCGGGGGGGCAGGGCUUGGAGGCCUGCCAGCCUAGCUUGGCGCUGGGGAUAGCUGCCCUGGCGGCCGCGCAGCAGCUUCUAGUCCAGCCCUGUGAAGAGAGCAGCUCCAAGUCUAGGGAGUCUGCGUCCACACCCCCACCCCAGAGGAACGGCUCUGCAGGAUCAGGCCAGCUGAACGUGGGGGCCCCUGUGGCGGGAACCACAGGCCCCAGUCCUCAUUUGACACGCAGAGGCACCAAAAAGCCAGCCCCUGCCCCUCCGAAACCAGCCAUCCCCCCUCCAGGUCAACCGGGCCCUCAGCCAGGCCAGCAUCCCGCCCCAGGCACCCCUCAGUCCCUCCCCCACACAGGAAGACCUCUCUCCAGCCACUCUCCCACAGCGCAGACCUCCACUCUAGCGGUCACCCAAGCUGGCACGACACCUCGCCGUCACUCCGGCAACCAGCCACCCAUCCAGGCGCCCAACCACCCACCUCCACAGCCACCCACCACGCAGGGCACUCCUCCGCCUCAGGGCCUGACAGAGCCUGGGGCAGACCCCUCCCCGCCCAGCACUCCAACCCCACCCAACACCCCUCCACCGAUCACAACUCCCCAGGAUGGUGCCGGAACCCCCAUCUUUUCACCGUACCCAACAGGUUCUCUGCCCCGGCAGCGGCCUGUGCCAAGGCCACGGAACCGGCCUAGUGUCCCUCCUCCGCCACAGCCUCCCACCUCAGGGGCAGGCACAGACACCAACGGCAUCUGUGGCUCUGCUUACAAAAUGAUGGAUUCGGGGAUGGCAUUCAAGGGGCUGAGCCGGGUUUACAUCCCUGACCUGUCUGGGGAGCAGCAGCCUCCGGGCUGCCAGCCCAAAGACGGCGAACUCGACUCCGAGAGCACCGUCCUCUAAGAGGGAUCCGCCUUUGUCCCCAACCCUUGGCAUUCCCAGCACCCUACUCCUCUGCCUGGCCCAACGGUUUGGUAACCCACUGCUGCUCCCCCCUCUAGUUACCAAAGUGUAUACCAACCUGCCAGCCUUCAGCUGCCAGCUGCUUUCCUCUUAAGUGCCCAAGCUUUAGACAAUCAAACUCCCAGAGGCCAAGGAGUACUGUGCCAGAGGAGCUUCAAUUCAAACUGAGCAUCUUUACGAUGUAAAGGUGCCAGGUGAUGUUGAUGGAUUACAUGACAGUUAAACAGUGCAACCGUACAUGUUUUGAGAUUUCUUAAGAUAUACGUAAAUCCCACGAGAGUUAUAAAAGCUAGGUGAUGGGUGGACUUUUUGUAGAGAACAUAAGAAAACAAUAUUUGUUUGAGGUAUGAAUGUGUGUAUAUGUUUUGAUGUGUGGGGUUGAGUGUGAGGUUGUGUGUACAUUUGUGAUUGAAGUGCCCUUUGCUGACAUGAGAUGAUUAAAGAGGAACGUUUAGCAGGACAUAGAAGGGAGGUUUGGUUGAAACCCAAAACACCGCUUAAAAAACAAAAAAAUGUAGCUGGUGACUGCAGGUUUCCGGUCCAUUCAUAGACUUAAACUGACCCUUUUUUACUGCUUUUGUAUGAGAACUGUCUCCUAUUUGCUUUAUUUAUUACCCAUCAACACAUUCCUGUGGCGAAAGGUUUUGUCUUUAUUUUUUUUUUUUUAAGAAGCCUUAUCAGUGCCUCCUUACAUAUACAGGGGCUAAUUCUGUUCAUUGGCUACAAUGUGUAUCAAUGCCAAGAUUAAUUUCCUGCCUUUUCUUUCCCCCUGUUUUUAUAUUCAUGGGGCAUUACUGUGACUGGUCAAGUAAACUGAAUGUGGUAUGGCAUACCAAUUGCUCCUCGAUCCAAGUACAAAAAACUCUAAAAUAUGUUACAGUCGCACUUAUAGUCAUGUCAUAAGAGCGGUCUUACGGUUCCUGUGAAGGUCCAGGCAAUAUUAUCAGAAAUUCUGAAAAGACCUAGUAAAGUAAAGUGGUGAAGUUGUACUGAGAAUUUAUGGACCACAGAACUGUCAUCUUUUACUUUUUAUUCAGAACUUUUGCCGUCUUUGAGUAUAAGGUCAUUAUCUUGUAAAGAAGCAUGGAUGGUACCUUUUCAGUGGCAAAACUGUGCUAAGUCAGUGACACCUGAUGUCAAUGUUGUACUUACUUUCCAUUACUUAAAGUUUAAACCAGCUUUUCUGCUACCCUUGCUGCCUUAUGCCUCAACACUAAGGAACCCUUUUUUAAACAAAAGUUUAGAGAAUACACUACACUUAUGAAACAGGAAUUGUUGAUGGUGCAUUUGAAACUCUUAUGUUAAAUAAUACAAGGGACUGGUGAGCUCUGAAAUGAAUCUGGAAAAAAAAAAGACUGCUUGGUAAUACUCAUUUUCAAUAAAAUGUUAAAUGUUAA